Danaus plexippus (monarch butterfly) is the source of this 1837-nucleotide messenger RNA. RefSeq names its product mitochondrial uncoupling protein 4 (gene Ucp4A). Gene Ontology annotation, biological process: response to cold. The transcript has 7 exons. Bases 231 to 1181 code for a protein of 316 amino acids. NCBI's taxonomy places the organism in Eukaryota, Metazoa, Arthropoda, Insecta, Lepidoptera, Nymphalidae. The record is from RefSeq and is a predicted model, not a curated record.
GGUAGCGAUGUGAGGCGGACGUAAGCUUGUACUUUGUUCAAUCUUUCCCGCUAACCGCGGAUUCGGUUUUCCUUACCCUUUCCCGCGUGUUUAUAGUCGUAUCUUCCAUCUCUUUCCGUCUCGUGUUCUCUGAUGUAAUCAGUUCAGUGUUUACAUUGUGUGAGCGAUUAUACAUUGGGUCACUGUGAUUGUGACAGGCGGCGUUCAAAGUCUUAUCCCCAGGUUAAGUGAUGCCAGUUCUCCGUAACGCGGAUCACCCCGCCGCUAGAGCGACCGACUCGGUCCUCGCGCGGUACAGUGUCGCUGUACUCGGCGCCUGGGCGGCUGAGACAGCCACUUAUCCAUUCGAUCUGACCAAAACGAGACUUCAGAUCCAAUCCGAGGUGGCGGCCACUAAACACGGAUAUAAGCUUGAAAACCAUGGCAUGGUGAAAACAGCUAUAGGGAUCGCCAAACAGGAGGGCGUUCUCAAAUUAUGGAGCGGGUUGGUGCCGAUGUUCCAAAGACAUGCGAUCUACUCCGGCUGUAGACUCGUGUUUUACGAACAUUUUAGAAACGCAUUCAAAGACGACACCGGAAAGGUCUCGUUGGGCGUCGCGUCUGUUGGCGGCCUGGCCGCCGGGUCGCUGGCGCAGCUGAUCGCUUCCCCCACUGACCUGGUGAAGGUUCAGAUGCAAGCUGAGGGGCGGCGAGUUCUGCAGGGCCGGCCGCAGAGAUUCAAAAACUGCCGUCAGGUGUAUAGCCUGCUAUAUACACAGUCUGGAAUAUUAGGAUUUUGGAGAGGUGCGGUACCGAACGUGCAGCGCGCGGCGCUCGUCAACAUGGGUGAUCUGGCGGCUUAUGACUGUUGUAAGCAGUUCCUGCUGAGAGAGGUCGGUAUGGAGGACACGGCGCUCGUCCACGCCGCCGCGGCGUUCGCUGCGGGCUUUGUGGCAGCUGUCAUGGGAACGCCCGCGGAUGUCAUCAAGACGAGGCUCAUGAACCAACCAGUGGGAGCUGAUGGAAGAGGCACUUUGUACCGCGGGAUGAUCGAUUGUUUACAACAAUCUGUCAAAAACGAGGGAGUAUUAUCAUUGUACAAAGGCUUUCUACCUCUUUGGAUGCGUCUCGGACCCUGGGCUCUUAUAAAUUGGGUGGCAUUUGAAAACAUAAUGCUAGCUAUUGGAGGGAAAACCUUUUAAACGUAUUAAUUAUCAGUUAAAGGCAGCUUUAGACGUAGCUUUGUUUGAUUUAAUAAUCUCGAUCAAGUCGUAAGAAUGCUAUUAAACUUUAAAAAAUAUAUAUAAUAUAAUUCCCUUUAUAAAAUAAUAGUAAUGAAAGCACAAAGUAUUUACAAUAUUAAGACCAAUAUACAUAUUAACAAUAAAAUAGAUUAAAUACAAUGGUAUUUUACAAACAAUGGCUUUAUAAAUAUUUGUUUUUUUUUUUUUUAUUGUACAUUGUUUAUACGUUAUAAAUGUUCAGAUGAUAAAUAAAAUAAGGGCUGUGCAAUAUAAAAUAUAAUUUUGAUAUUAAUCAUUUUGUUUGUAUACAUUAUUGUCAACUGGCAACAUUUACAACUGUUUUUAAGAGUUAAAUGGAAAUGCUUUAUAAAGUAUAUUUUUUAAAUUUUUUUUUGUGAAAUUCUAAUAAAUAACUGUCUAGUGCUUGGAAAAUUAAAAAAAAAAGUUUAAUCUCUUUAUUCAUUACUAUAAAUAUAUGUGAGAUAGAAUUUAACUUUUCACAUUAUGUUAAAAUAUUGUAUGUUACUUAUUGUUUAUCAUAUUAUGGCCGUAGUUUAGGGGAAACUGUGAUGUUAUUAGUACUUUUUAGAUGCAUUAAACUAUUUAUUGUUGCA